GCUGCUUCAUAGUACACAUCGUCUGGUGUCGCGUCAUUAUUUUCGAAAAAAAAUGGAGAAUGUAGGGAAGAUCAUCAUAGUAUGGGGCAGGAAAAAAUUCGAGAUUCCGGACGUGAACCUGGGCGAUACCGUUCGCGGUCUGAAAGAACGGAUACACCAGGAGACUGGCAUCCUUCCGGGACGUCAAAAAGUGCUGAACCUCCGAACCAAAGACAAAGCAUCUCAAGAUGAGGAGAUCCUAAGGAACUUGGGUAUGAAGCCUGGAUUCAAGUUAAUGCUGAUGGGAUCUCGCGAAGAGGACAUCGCCGAGGCAUGUCAUGCACCAAAAGACUUGCCCGAUGUAAUUAAUGACUUUAAGACUGAAGAAGAAGAGAUAGAGAUAGAGAAUGUUAAGCUGUGUUUGUUUCAAAUCCAAUGUAGAAUCGACUACUACAGGUUUGUAGAAUUAAAUCCCUUCAGAGAAGGAAAGAAACUACUGGUGCUCGAUAUAGACUACACCAUUUUCGAUCACAAAUCAACAGCGGAAAGUGGUGUGGAAUUGAUGCGUCCCUUCCUCCACCAAUUUUUAACCCUGGCUUAUCUAAAUUAUGACAUAGUGAUUUGGUCAGCGACUAGUAUGAAAUGGAUCAAUGAAAAGAUGAAAGUGCUAGGAGUCUCAAAUAACUCUUAUUACAAAAUAGCAUGUCACCUUGACUCAAAUGCUAUGAUUAAUGUUAUCACAUCAAAGUAUGGUACUAUCACAGCAAAACCACUUGCUAUCAUAUGGGGGAAAUACAGGCAGUUCUCUGCAAAGAACACAAUAAUGUUUGACGAUAUUAGGAGAAACUUUAUCAUGAAUCCACAAUCAGGAUUAAAAAUCAAACCAUUCAAACAUGCACACAUCACCAGAAGGAAAGACAAGGAGUUGUUAAAAUUGUCUCAGUAUUUAAAAUUAAUAGCCAAAGUGGAUGACUUUCAGACACUCAAUCAUAGGAAAUGGCAGGAAUACAUAAUAGACAAAACCAAAGAGGAGAAGAGGAAUAAGGAAGGAAACGAGGGAAGGAGCGAGUAGACAUUUUUUUUUCAAAAGAUGUUAAAUGCUUGUUAAAUUUUAUGAAUCUUUUUCAUUACUCAAAAUGACACGUUUCGAGUACACCAUCGACAACCGCGAAAUUCGAGUAGGCGAGUUCGAUUAAAAAAUUCUUUCGAACGAAGAACACGUGUAUAAAGAGGUCAUCUUUUAAAUAUUCUUCCA
This is a messenger RNA of Habropoda laboriosa, 1234 nucleotides long. It is a transcript of the gene Ublcp1, whose product is annotated as ubiquitin-like domain-containing CTD phosphatase 1. Gene Ontology annotation, cellular component: nucleus. NCBI's taxonomy places the organism in Eukaryota, Metazoa, Arthropoda, Insecta, Hymenoptera, Apidae. Gene Ontology annotation, molecular function: protein binding; phosphoprotein phosphatase activity. The transcript is spliced from 2 exons. The record is from RefSeq and is a predicted model, not a curated record. The coding region runs from base 53 to 1051 and encodes 332 amino acids.